Thalassophryne amazonica is the source of this 4062-nucleotide messenger RNA. RefSeq names its product Fanconi anemia group A protein (gene fanca). The transcript has 39 exons. Gene Ontology annotation, cellular component: Fanconi anaemia nuclear complex. The record is from RefSeq and is a predicted model, not a curated record. Bases 49 to 3978 code for a protein of 1309 amino acids. Gene Ontology annotation, biological process: interstrand cross-link repair. NCBI's taxonomy places the organism in Eukaryota, Metazoa, Chordata, Actinopteri, Batrachoidiformes, Batrachoididae.
CGUCAGGCUGCACUCCUGGGCGUCCCGGUGGUGGCGCUGUCGGUCAAGAUGGUUCUGGAGAGGCUGUUGGAAAUGCACGGACCCGAGGAUGAAACUGACAGGAGAGAGCUGCUCAUCUCCUCUGACAGAGUCCGGCUGCAUGUCCUGCUGGACUCCUGUGGAGAACUGCUGUCCCAGGGGGCGCUGUGUCCCAAGCUGCUCUGGCAGGAAUACAGAAAAGCUCAGAGACUGCCGAACCUUGAGGUGGUUUAUGGUCUACACUGCUCCAACCUUCUCACUCACAAGUACAUUUUCGAGAGUGAUGAAGAUGCUGGCAUGUGGUUGGUGUCACGGAUGCAGGCUCUAUGUGAGUGGACGCCUCCACAGGGGGACGAGGAGAGCCGACAAGUCCAGUACAGAGUGCUGUCCACUUUGUUUGGGGUCUUGGUGGAUACUGGUUUUGAAGAAAGCCACGAUUCGGCAGGUCCCGGCCGGAGGGUCUCCCUGCUGUGCCGCUCAGUCCUGGACAAAAUGCUUUUCUGGCUUCUGGACAUCGUGGACAGGAAUGUGAACGUGCACACAGUUGGAACAGCAGCUGAUCUAUGGAUUCGGCUCUUUGAUCCUUCUCUGUGUGGCGUCUGCGUGUCAGCACGAGGCCUUCAGUGUUUCUUUACUCUCUCGCUCACACAGGCGCUCACCUACAAACCUCAGUUUACAGUGUCCGAUGCCAUCAGUCUGCAGAGCCAGUGGACGUUUGCGAGAUCCAGUGGUGUGUUGACCUUUCUGUUUCGUAAGUUGGCGGUAAUCUUCAGUGUGGAGCAGCUGUUGUGUCACCUGCAGCAAGUUUUGGAAACCCAUGAGGUCAACUGGAAACAUGUCCUGUGUUUCCUGUCCACUCUGCUGGUUUAUAACCCCUGCGCUCAGACCAGCCUCCGAGAGCUUCUGGCUAAAAUGCUGAGGUCUGCAUUUGAAGGCUACGACUUGGAGAGGAUAAUCACUGCCUUUCUUUUGGCUCGACAGGGGGCACUGGAGGGUCCCAACAUCUUCUACUCUUAUAGCAACUGGUUCAAGAUGUGUUUUGGUGGCAGCAGUGGAAACCAUGUGACCAGUAAAAAGUCUCUUGUGUUUCUUCUGAAGUUCCUGUCUGACCUGGUGCCCUUUGAACCCGCACAGUACCUCAAGGUUCACAUCCUACAUCCUCCGUAUGUCCCUGUGAAACACCGGGGCCUGCUGAUGGACUAUAUCUCCCUUGUGAAGACCAGGCUGGUUGAUCUCAAGGAGUCUGUAGAGGACAUGGGUUUGUUUGAGGAUGUGUGUGGGGCCACCACUGCACCUGAACAGGCUGUCCAGGACGUGGAAAAGGCGGUGUCUCUGUUUGAGGGCACAGGACGGAUCUCUGCCACCGUCAUGGAGGCCAGUAUUUUCCGGAGACCGUACUUCCUGACACAGUUCCUGCCUGCUCUACUGACACCGAGAGUCCUGCCUGUGAAAGCCGAUGCUCGGAUGACUUUUAUAGAAGUUCUGAAAAAUGCUGAUAAGAUUCCUGCGGCUCAGUUUUCAUCCUACGUGGAGUCCUGCCAGCGACAGCGACACAGUAAAGCCGUGCAUGUGGACAGCCCUGAUGCUCCCGUGGAGGUCCUGGAAGUUCAGCUGCAGCAGUUCAGGGAGCUGGUCAGCGCUGGAAGUGAUGGAGAGAUGUCGGCCCAGCUGUCUAGAGUCUCCCACACUCUGAGCAUCGUUUUCCCGGGUGUUCCUGAGCGGCUGCUGGAGCCGAGCGUGGUCAGGCUGCACACUGACACAGCCACCCUCCCUCAGCUCCACGGCGCAGUUGUCAACUUGAUGUUGAGGAACUUCUGUCAGUGUGCGCUCGACUCAACGCGAGCAAACCCGCCUAACAAACAGAGUCUGUGGGCAUCUGGGUUUGUUGCUGUGAUCCGUGGCAGCUCACAGCUGCUCUCCAGUCUUCUGCACCGACUCUUUCACCUCUUUCGUCAGCAGGAGGCGCUGCUGAGCAGUGCCCACUUGCUUGGCCUGGCAGUGUUGGUGGCCCACCUUCACGUUUCCCUCUCCCACAGUCACGUGGUUGAGGUUCUGCCCCCCGCUCUGCCCAGACCCGUUCCUGUUGGAGAAGCUCUCAGCUUGGCGCUGGUCUGCAGCACUCGUGCUCACAUGCACAUCUGCGUCAGGUUGUGUUUGGCAGUUGUGAGCUACGGGUUGUGCAGAGGAGACUCACUGCCUCGGCGGGACGAUUACAUCAUCAGCAGCUUCUAUAAGAAGCUUCUUUACCUCAUCCCGAGGCUGCUGCCUGAAGCCAGACGGACUCCAGCUCCAGCUGCAGAGUCCACUGAGCUGUCUGACCUCUGGACAACCACCUCAGAACCCAACACAACCUGGAGGAAAGCUGCUCUGCAUUUAUGGAGGCACUCUGCUUUCUGUCAGCUUGGGCAGACACCACAGUAUCAGUUGUUCUUCACAGAUUGGCUAACCAGUGAGCUCAGCGUGCAGCGGAGUGAAGACGCCCUUUCUGAUGCCGAGCGGCUGGAGUACCAGCAGUGGGCGUGUCUGGAGUUGUACCUGCACCUCCCUGUGGAGCGUGGAGGCUGCGGAGGCGACAUGAAGAACCUCUGCUCUCAACUUGUCAGCGCCAUCAUGGACAAGCAGUUAAGCGACGGCAGACUGGGCGGGGGCGUGUCAUCCACAGGAAGCUGUCUUCCAGACAUCCUGUCCAAAUUACAGGAAGUCAUCUGCGAGAUGACUGUGAGCAGUCCUAACGCCCGACGUGAUGUUUGUGAGGUUCUCUUUAAGCUGUUGUCACAAAGGUGCUUGGUAACGUCAGCAGCCGUCAGCGCUGAUCUGAGUGUGCAGCGCACGCUGCACGUGUGGAACAGAGUGUUACUGGCACUCCCAGCAGUGUCACUGGUCAAAGUGACAAGUGAACGCGUUACCACAACUCUGGACUGUCACGGCAUGAUGGAGCACGUUAACCAGCAGCAGAGGAACGCCUGUUCUCCAGCCGGCCUGCUGUCCCGUCACGUAACCACACACUUGGUUAAAGGCUUGUUAUGUGCCAGCGCGCAGUGCACGAACUCGUGCCGAGAGUUUGACCAGGCCUGGUGUGAGAUCAGUGUCCACUGUCCUCUGCUCCUCGUCUCCACUGCACACUGGUGGAAGUGUGUAUCUCCAGCUCUGCUGUCACUGUGGCAUCGUUUGACUGGUGGAGGAGCUGUGCCGGACCAGCUGCAGCUUCUCGCCUGCUGUCAGCGCUGGGCCUGCAGCAUGGACGACGACCUCGACGCACCGAUGCCUCUAGCUCCGCCCCUGCUUCUGGCGGCCUGCCUGCAUCGUGCGUGCCAGCGGCGUAAAGUGGAACAGCAGAAAAUUGGAACCAGCCUGGAAAUGAUGAAAUUGGAGAGGACAGGGCAGCGGCAGCAGGUGCUGGUUUUUAUGCUCUUCCUGUGUGUAAAUACCCACCUGUCCUCGCUGCUGGACCCUCAGGAUCAAGACCAGCAGAGGUCCAGAACCAUGUGCACAUAUCUGCUGACGGUGCUGGUGGACUCGCCUGAUUGGCUUGUCAUCUUUCAGUUAAAGGAACACGCUAAGCUGCCAUCACUCAGCAUGAUGACGUCAGACGCUUCCUGCCGACUGCUGCCGUUUGUCUUUUACAGACUGAUGCUGCAGCAGAGUGCUGAGCUCCAGCACAGAGCCGUCGCUUGUCCAGGAUUUGUCCAUACGGCUGUCCUUUGCUACAUCGAGCUGCUGCAGCUUUUCCUGGAUGGACAAAUGCCUCAAACACAGACUGACGCUGCAGCCAAUGAGAUGGAGGUGCUACAGAUUCAGAGCCGCAGUAAAGAGUUUGUGCUGAGGACCAUUGCUGAGGCUCCGCCCACUGCUCUCCGCUGUAGUCAGCUGACACAGCUGGAGUCCCUGUGUGCACAUUUGGACCCAGAAGUGGCAGCAGCUCUGUCUCAACACGUCGGCCCAGAGAUGGACUUCCUGUGAACGUGUGAUGUCACACUGACCAGCAGGAAGUGGUGCUCACAUUGACAGAAGAAAUGUGAUGACAGACUCGACUUGACUCUUAAU